GGGUUCCGAAGUUGGGAAGAAACAGCGCAAAUAUUCCCGUACUCGAGUACCGUACCCUUUCCAUCCCUUUCCCCUCUUCCUCUCUCCACCUCUCGUCUUGCCCCAUCCCCGCCCCUGUCCCCUUUCCUUCCUUCCUCUCCUUACCGCCACUUUUUCUCAAUCGUUGUUGCCUCGUCAAUUGCGCGCCAAUGAUCCCCUCCGUCUCAUUGCUCCCUGUGCUCUUACUACUCUGGCAGUCCGUCAACGCGGCUCCCCACGACAGCGACAAGCUUGAGCGUCGUGAAGAUAGCGCAUCGACCACCCCAACGCCCACCCCGUGGGUGAGCGUCGUCGACGAUGGAUCCGCCACCACCGUCACGCCAAGUGUUAAGACCGAUAGCUCGGGUAACCCAACGGAAACAAUCAGCGCGACGCCAUCCGAGACUGCCUCCCGUGGUGGUGGUCCGGACGAUAAUGUUGUUGCACGCUGUGAUAGCUCGAAAUACGAAUUAACCGAGACCGGGAAUUCCCAGCCAUGGGUUCCAUUCUGUGCACCACACAAUGGAACGGAAUGGUGGGUUGACGGUAACUACUAUGUUACGUGGAACCCGAAACACUGGGCGGGAAAUUCAACUGUUAAAAUCAUCUUGAAUUAUGCCGAUGCCGGUGGGGCUGGCAAGGUCGCCAAAUUAGUUUGUCCCUCUUCCCUCAAUUUUGACAUCUCAAACACGAAAUUAACACAUAAUCCAGUGGGAAACCUCCAACUCCUUCGGCCUCAUCAACAUUGAACCCUCCAAGGAUUGGCUAGUGAAUCGAACAGCCUUCAGCGACGGUAUCAAAGAGACUGUCGAAAACCAAACAAUGUACUUCACGAUCGCCGAUAACUCCCCAAGCGGCACACAGCCAAAUGUUGAAACUGGCCCCACCAUCAUCCUAACCUCCCGCCCGAGCCCCCCACCUAUAGACAAAUCCCCCAGCAACCGCCCUCCUGUCUCUUUCCUCGGUCUAGCAGUCGGCCUCCCGCUCGUCUUUGUGUUUGUCGUUGGGACAAUCCUCUCCCUGCACUUCUGCAUGAAGAGCAAGCGCACAGUUGGACCGAUCUCCAUCGGUGGCGGUCGCAGACACUUCUCCCGGAGGGGAUAUUCCGGUCGUGCGGUACGCAGGCAGAAGGCUGCAGCCGUGGUGCGCACUGGGGAUUACAGAGAUGAACCCGAAGGGGAGAUCGCGCCGAAGAAGGGUGAGUGGGAGUUGACGAGCGUGCAAGGUGGACGGUAAGCGUGUCAUAUAUAGUCCUCGGACAAUGAGGGAGUAUCAUAUGUGGAAUGAAAGUGUAUGAUUAAGAUGGGAAUGAACUAUUGAUUUUCUUUCUUCUCUCCUCUUCUGUCUUUUUCCCCUUCCUUUCCCAAUUUCCCUUAUGGUUGCCCUUUUAGUUCCCCUUUCGCUCCUAGAAUUCCUAUCGUACUUGUACCGAGGCCCGACGGAUGAAAAUAUGGGCGGAUAGAUGGAGGGACGAAGGGGCAACCAGCCAACCGGCCAACCAACCGGCCCAUGCUCUUACGGCCCCAUCAAAAUGGAAAACUUGUCUUUGAUUAUUUUACAGAUGCGCGAUGGCCAGCUAUACAUUUCGUGUACAGCUUCUUACCGAUCACAGAAGAAACGGAUCAAAGAUAAAAAAAAAGCAAAUGUCAUGGCUAAAACUCUCGGUCUGGACUAUGUUUUAAUCCGGGAACUUUUUUUCAUACGUAACGUGCCAUAUGCAUUUUUAGUCCACCGCCGAUCAAGUUUUGAGCAUCGAGAGGAACGAUCCGCAUGAUACCGGUAGUCUAAUACCGGCACAGGACCGUAGUCUACGCCUACGAAGCCCCCGAUCGGAGAACUAGACUACUUGCCGGCGCAGCAGGGUGCCGGUAUCAUACGGUACUCGUGCACAGUGGCAUUAUUCUACGAUAUGCGGCAGACCAUGCACAAAACCGGGCCGCCCAGCAAAGGCGUGGAGCGCGGACAACUCGCAAAGAAACGGGACGGACAACCUCAGCCCGCACAAGUCCAGUACCGUACCCUACAAUACAAAAUACGGGCACCCGCAAGGUAUUUUUGCAUGCGCAGCAGCAGGGGUAUGAUACCAUAGCAUUUAUGCCAUGCUAUGCUAUGCCAUGAUUGCCAAAGACUACCACGCCAUACAGUACUCCCCAAUAAAUUUGGAAUCCUUUUUUUUUUUUUCCAAGAACUACGGUAC
This is a messenger RNA of Tuber aestivum (summer truffle), 2215 nucleotides long. The record is from the annotation of a GenBank genome assembly. NCBI's taxonomy places the organism in Eukaryota, Fungi, Ascomycota, Pezizomycetes, Pezizales, Tuberaceae.